This is a messenger RNA of Adineta steineri, 567 nucleotides long. NCBI's taxonomy places the organism in Eukaryota, Metazoa, Rotifera, Eurotatoria, Adinetida, Adinetidae. The record is from the annotation of a GenBank genome assembly.
AUGAAUGUAACAUCGACUGUAAAAAAUGAAUGGAUGAAUGAGAUUGAAUUUGGGAAUAUAGGUGCAGUUUUAUUUAUGACGACUUAUAUUGGUAUUUAUGGACUUGGAAUAAUAUGUUUUUUUGGUCAACAAUUAAAAGAAACUCAACAACAACGUUUAGAAUUACCAGCAUAUUUUUUAAAAACACUUUGGGAUGUUCCAAGUAAAAUCAAACUUUAUGAAGAAUUAGCAGAUAUGGAACGUUUAAGACAUAUAUAUAAUUGUUAUUUUACUGAUCAUGAAUCAUAUAUGACAAUUAAUAAUGAAGAACGUCAUGCUAUUGUUGAAGAACGUGCAUAUGAAUGUGCAACAAGAUAUCGAGAAAAAUUACGACGUCUUCAUUUAUCACAUACAGAUUAUAAUUUAGAUACAGUUAAACGUUCAUCUGAUGGUGGAAGUGAUGUUCAAGAACAAAUUUCAAAACUUUUAAUUUUACCACAUAAAACUAUGAAAACAUUAAGUAUUGAUUAUUCAAGUCGAAUUGAUGAUGAUUAUGAUCAUCAUAUAAUGGCAGUAUCAGUUGUUUAA